CGCCAUCACGCCACCCUUUCUCUCGAGCUCGUGCCGGGGAGAAUCGAAGCGACUGCAGCGAGAUGAACUUCGGGGAGGCGCUCUGAUAAGGUGAGCUGUCCACCCGUAGAGCAGCCACCGCCCUCCGUGUCUCGCACCGCUCCGCCCCGCGCUCCCACGCAGCUGCCAUGACCGACGAGAAGGAGUACCUGCCGGCUAUGGCCGGCGACACAGCUGCGCCUGCUCCGCACGCCACGCCCACGGACGAGAAGCUCGAGAAGGAGGAGGCCCAGCAGGAUGGACUAGACACCGAGUCGCUGUCGCGCGAUUCUGUCAUCGAAACUGGCGACGAUGUGUCUCGCCUCGUCGUGUCAGCGCGAGACGACGGCGAUCCCGCCCUCGCGUUCCCGUUCCGCAGCCUUGUCAUGGGCACGGUCCUAACCGUUCUCUCAAGCGUUAUCUCCAUUUUAUACCUGUUUAAGCCGGUUCAGGUAACUGUGUCAUCAGUUUUCCUCAUUCUGAUAGCGUUCGUUUGGGGGCAGGCUUGGGCGCACCUCACGCCCAGCCCAGCUCGCCUGAGCGGCACGCGCUUCGCCUUCCUCCAAGGCCCGUUUCGCUUCCUCAACUUCGGGCAGCCGUUUGGCAUCAAGGAGCACACCGUCGCCGUGCUGCUGGCGUCGUGCUCGAACAACUCUGCGUCUGGAAUCGAGACAAUUGCCAUCGAAAAGCUCUUCUACAACCGCUCCCCGGAUGCCCUAACCACGGUCAUGGGCCUUUUUGCUGUCUCGCUGUGUGGCUUCGUGCUGGCCGGAGUCUUCCGCACCACGACCAUCUAUCCGUCGGACUGCGUCUAUUGGUCGACGCUGCCCAUGGUGUCGCUCCUUCAGGCACUGCACUUUGACCUCAGCGGGGCGUCCGAGAACAAGAAAAGGGUGACAUUCUUUGGCAAGGCGCUGGUAGUGUCGUCGCUGUAUGAGCUACUACCCGCCUACAUCGCUCCGGUCCUGAACGGAGUCUCCGCCAUCUGCUGGUCCUCUCCGGCGAUCAAGAACGACGGAGCAAAGGCGACAGUCACGCACCUUUUUGGCGGAGCGAACUCCAACGAGGGCCUGGGCGUACUCAAUUUCAGUUUUGACUGGCAGUACCUCACCAGUAGUGCCAUGGCACUGCCUCUGAACCAACAGGCCAAUGCGUGGAUCGGCGUUUUGUUGAUGUACGCCGUCUUCUCUGCUGUCUACUGGGGCGAUGCGUUCGGCGCCAAGUCCAUGGGACUGCCCAUGCUCUCCUCGUCCUUCUUCAACUCCGACGGUACGCGCUACAAGCUCAGCGCCAUCUUGGACGAGAAGCUGGACGUCAACUACGAGGCACUGGCACAAGUCGGCCUGCCGCGUCUGACUGCCAUCACGGUCGUCGGCUUUACGUGCCAGACGCUGGCCAUCGGAGCGCUCCUGUCGCACGUGCUAAUCUUCUACCGCAAGCGACUUCUGACAGCUGUACGCGAGCGUAGGGAGGGGACGGAGACCGACCCGCACAUCCUCGGCAUGCAGAAGUACGCCGAUGUGCCGCUCUGGGCCUACGGCAUCCUCGCAGCGCUAGCCUUCUUCGCCGGACUCAUCGCUGUACUGCAUGGCCAGACGACGCUGCCCGUGUGGGCCUACAUCGUGGCGCUCCUGCUCGGAGGCAUCAUCGCGCCGUUCAGCAUGUCUCUGUAUGCCCGGCUCGGAGAUGGAGUCGGCACCAAUGCGCUGUCCAAGAUGAUUGGCGGCGUGCUUGUGCCUGGCAGGCCGUUGGCUGUGCUCUGGUUCAACAGCUGGUCGCACCAGGUCAUCCUGCUAGCCGUCAAUCUUGCGAAUUGGCUCAAGAUUGCCCAGUACAUCAAGGUGCCUUUCAGAGUCAUGUUCGUGACGCAAAUAUACGGCACGCUGCUGGCGGCGGCGGUGAACUACCUGGUGGCAGACCUCGUCGUCAAUGCACAGCGCGAGAUCCUUCUCGAUCCGCAGGGCAACAACGUCUGGUCAGGCGCGACACUGCAGUCUCUGAACAGCCAGGCCGUCACCUGGGCGCUGGCACGCCAGGUGUACGGCCUCUCGGGCUACUGGCAGGUGCCGUUUGGCCUGCUGAUCGGUUUCGCCCUUCCGCCAGUGCACUGGCUGCUCGAGCAAGCCUUCCCGGGCCUCCAGAAUCUUGGCUUUGAGAUCAUUACGCCGAUGAUUCUUCAGCACGCAGGUGCGAACUCAUUCGCGGGCGCCUUCAGCUACAUCGGCUCGACGGUGGUCGUCGGCGUGAUCUCGCAGGUAUGGGUGCGCCGCCGCUAUCCUCGCUGGUUUGCAAAGAGGUCGUACCUCCUGGGCGCGGGCCUCGACGGCGGCUCGCAGAUCACGAUUUUCAUACUCUCCUUCGCGGUGUAUGGCGCAGCAGGCAUCGCGCGGCCCUUCCCGAGCUGGUGGGGCAACGCGACGACGGGCAACGUCGACCACUGCAACCUGCCGUCGGCCUGA
Messenger RNA from Tilletiopsis washingtonensis, 2477 nucleotides. RefSeq names its product putative OPT peptide transporter Mtd1. The record is from RefSeq and is a predicted model, not a curated record. The transcript has 11 exons. Gene Ontology annotation, molecular function: oligopeptide transmembrane transporter activity. Gene Ontology annotation, biological process: transmembrane transport. Lineage: Eukaryota; Fungi; Basidiomycota; Exobasidiomycetes; Entylomatales. The coding region runs from base 168 to 2477 and encodes 769 amino acids.